This is a messenger RNA of Aureobasidium musti, 948 nucleotides long. NCBI's taxonomy places the organism in Eukaryota, Fungi, Ascomycota, Dothideomycetes, Dothideales, Saccotheciaceae. The record is from the annotation of a GenBank genome assembly.
AUGGCAUCAUCAAGUAGCAACAAGCGCCAACGAUUGGAACCCCCUGCCGGUCACCAGGACAAUGUGUUGCAUGACACACACAACCUACCGCACUACAAGGAUCUUGCAGACCAGCCUCUCAUGAUGUACGAAGGAACCCCAACCGAAGCUCAAUUCGUCGAGAUUGUCGAAAAACUAGAUCAGUCCGACGUACGGAAGCUCUUGCACCAAGCUGUCGAUUAUCUGGACCAGUCGGAUGUACGCAAACUUCUGGUAAAUGCUGCAGUCUCGAAUGAGCUCGUCGAAACCAAGGUCGUGGGCGAAUUGACACGUAUUCGAAGGCUCUGUGAGAAUGAGCAGGUGAGGAGGUAUCAGGAGUUAUUUACUCCACCAUUGCAACCAGCGCGACCAGUCCCACAGCCCGAGCGUCCAGUCGUGCUUGAGACCGAGACCGAGACCGAAGCACUUGGGCUCGAGAAAAAUAUCCAACAGGUCGACGACAUUAUCAACAAGAGAUAUGCCAAGUUGCGCGGUCCAAAACAACUCGAGAAAGCAGGGGAAGCUGCAGAUCUGGUCAAGCAGGAGAUCGCAAAGAUUGCACAAUCUACCACCUGGAGAAGUCAAUAUGAGACAAAGAUGAAUGCCAUACUCGCCCUACUAGACAUUGGCAACAUCAUCAUUGACGGUACAAACAGCAUCAGUGCCGAAGUGCGCAAACAGGUCGGCUACAAUGAGAGCUUCGCAAAAACAGUGAUGGACAUUGUGGCUCUCAUGUUACCCAGUGAGGUACAGGCCUUCGCCGAGGAUGAUAUUCAAACCCUUGAGGAAUUUAGCAUCAAGAGGAGGGCCUGUGAUAUUUUUGAUGGCUUCGAAGAGGUCGUCAACCAUUUCGGAUGUACUCUCCUGGCAUCUUCGGGACUUGGAUACAAUCCGUACGGUGACGAUGACUAUGGCGAUAUCGACGAGUAG